CGUGGCAGGAACUUCGCGUUCCUGCCACGCUACAUUGCUUGCUGUCGGUUCUUUUGCACCUAUGUUAAGUUACAAGCACGGGUCUCGGUCUGUUACGUGAUAUCCGUUCAGAAGCUUGUUAUCAUUAUAGCUGUUGAAGGAAAUAAAUCCAUGGGUUGUUUCAAUCCCUUUCCAUUUAAUUAGAUCUAUCCAGUCUGUCCUCAUUAGAAUGACUGGUGUUCGCCUCAGCGAGCCCUCAUCUUUUGUGGUGGUUUGCAGAAACCGCCCCUGUUCGUAUAUGGCUAAUAUAUCAACAAGCCAUCACAUCCACCUACGCACCCGACUUCGUAUGUUGACCGACCCCGGAGCGGAUAACCGUCGGUUUAUAGUUUUUUCAGCAGCAGCUGUUUGACGAUUCAGAGAAUCUCCCUGGUGAUGAUGUGCUAGAGUUGAGUUGCGUCGCAAGCUCACCACAGCAUCUAGAAAUCCGGUUCUUGUCCCGGCCAUCUAUCUCAAACAGACCCCCAACCGGCAAUCCAGGCGUUUAUGGCCGAUUAGCUUCAUUUCACCGCCGUCCUCGAUUUUUGGUCCUAUAUCGAUUCCACGGAUAUUGGAGACCGUCUUAGAAAAUUUUACAAUACAUACGACUAUUUAUCAUAGCCAUUGAGGCUGCAUUGACAUUCCUAUUCUGGGCAUUGUAUUUUCGGGAGAAAGAUUAUCAUAUGAGCGAGUGUUGCCCAUGGCCCUCGAAAGACUUCGAAUAUCAUGAACUGUGCAGCCACUAUCCCCUUAUUGAGCCGGUUAGAGGACAGUUUGACCUCACUCACGGCCAGCUCGAACAGAUGUCGGAGACUAGGGAAGGGAAUUGUACCGACGCAUUGCGACGCACAGACCUGGAUGGGCACCACUAGAUGAUAUUCGAAUUUCUAUAAUGUGGGUGAAAUUCGAUAACUCCUUGACCGCCGGCAUGUUUCGACUUGUUCUUUUCGGCCUAGCGGCUGAUACUCCUGGCCCUCCUGCAGCCAUGUUCACUAUAUGCGUUGUUCACGACGCUUGACAUUACACGGUCAGCAAAAUCCUGGGCGCAAAUGGUUCCUUUUCGCAACCUUCUCGAACUUGAUGCCCGAUUUUCUUUUCACGCCUAACGGAGUCCCGAGGAAGGACUGCGAUGGCUUAGUUUGAUGUCUAUCACCUGCGGGUAUUUAUCAUUGCCUUAUGUAUUCCCACCGAACCCAACUUUAAUGGCAUUCUGUGGGUUUGGGCUUGUGGUACUAUAAACAAUUUGUGGGGGAAGGUUUUAUAUUAGAGAAUCAAUAACUGGGCCGAGGAAACUCUUAACAUAUGAAAAUAGUUACCGCCGGAAAACCCCCACUGGAUAUAUCACAAACACUUUUUGAACAUUUUGACGGCUCGGUGUGGUUGUCUACCUCGGUGAAGCAAGCGCAAUUCAACCUUAGGAUUCCUCGAGGCAUCGUUCUUUUACCAGUGCAUUGCGGUUGUCGAGUUAAAAUUCAACCAGGCAACCCAGGCACAGCAUAACACGAUGUACUUCCCGUUGAUCAAGCAGUAGGUAAGUUCGGGUGGUUCAGAGGCCCCAGCACAAUUGUCAGACGAUCUUCCUGAUAGGGCGGCAGGCAAGGAAAGAAUUAAUUUCCGGGCGUAUAGACAGGUUAGCCAUGUAGCAACAAGUCCCAGGUUGGAAUUGUUCUCACGGAUGCGACCUGAGAAAAAAUCAUGCACCAGAUGUUCAGAAAUGAGCAGGGAGGUGCAACAAUUGUGAUGCCCCUUUUUUUUUUCUGACCCUAAGAUUGCAAUGUAAUCAUCCCCCAGAACAGUUUUUUGCCUGCUUUCUUUCUCACUCUCGACUCCCCGAAAUUACAGUACCUUUGUCGAAAGAUUUCCGAAGUGGUUUUGGACAGGGAGGAGACCUUGAGAAUCAUGGUUCAGUGCCGCGCAUGGCUGAAAUAUGCCACAAUAUACACCAGCAUGACCCUCAACGAGCAGGAAGACACCAUGGACAAGUUCAAUUUAGGUAAAGUCGCGGGCCGAAAAGUCCUCUUACCAACAGGUUCUUCGACUGGCGCUCAGAAUGAUCUGAACAGGCCCAUCAAGACAUCAGUCGCAUUCAGGGGGUUCAAGGACACAACCGGGAUAUAUCAGUAGUUGCAGCCGUUCUCAGACGGAGGACGGAGUAAUACCUUUCUUGAUCCGUGCGAUCAAUGACAAUGACGUAUUACGGUUCUAUUGACUCUCCAGUUAUACAUACAAAUACUGGCGGCUCCUGUUGUGUAGAAAAGUCCGGACCUUGCAGAUUGUUAGGCCACUGGGCCAAAAGAGCUUAAUCACCACCAGCGCCAUGGUGGUAAAGAGGCCCUCCAACACAGAUAGGGCCUAAUUACAUCCCGUAGAACCGAUGAAAACCUUUGGACAGAGAAGGAUCUGUCAAUCCGUCAACCCAAUCUCAGAAGAAGGAGGGUGGUGGAGUUAGACGAGUCCUUGCAGGAGAUGGUUAGGGAUCUUGAGAUGAAGCUUCAUGCCCCUACAGGUGGAGUCCUCCCAGAAGUCCUCAGAAACUUAAAUACAGCAAGCAUAAAAAGUGGGUUGGAAGACUCUUAUUGGCGCAAGGAUUAGAUAUAACUAGGUGUUAAAGCCAGCUCGCGGAACCGAAGGGUUGAGCUGGACCAAGUCAUCAACAAUGAUCCUCUUAAUCCUAUGCAGUUCUGCCUCUGUAAGUGUUGUUUCUGCUAAAACAAAAGGAUCUGGGACCCCAACAUCUAAUAAAAUGUCUUCAUCCUUGUCCUUGGGUCCUUCGGGCUGAGGAUCAUAGAUUUCACAACUCUGUUUCCAAGUCCUCUUAAGCCAUGUUCAUGAGCUCAUCAACUUUUUCCUUAAAGUUCUCAAGCAGGAUAGCCGUAAAUAGGUGUUCUGCUUCCUGCAAUUUGUCCUCUAGUACAUUAGAGGAGGCCUUAGACCCCCUGGGCUGGAUGAGGUUUGAUUACUUGUAGUUCCAAAAGGCCAGUGUGCUUUAG
Molecule: messenger RNA, 3008 nt
Organism: Blastomyces dermatitidis ER-3
Lineage: Eukaryota; Fungi; Ascomycota; Eurotiomycetes; Onygenales; Ajellomycetaceae
Exons: 3
Coding region: 1918-2142 (74 amino acids)
Source: RefSeq, a predicted model, not a curated record